ACAGCUGACACCAAACGAACCGUAACCUCCAACAUGCGCAGUCUACUGAUCCUCUCCGUUGUCCUCGCCGUGAUCCUCGGCGGACACGCCUACAGCUCCAGCUGGGGACGCCGCACCAACAGCGACUACCUGCUCUCUCGCCAGACGGAGAUCCGCAAUCCCAUCAAGAACAACUACUGGAACGUGAACGUUGAGUUCCCACGUGCCGGCACUGUCAACUACUACAACAUCUCGGCCAUCUUUGUCUACGACAACUUCAAGAACAGUUCCGGUGCCGCUCCCAGUCUGUGGUCCGGCGGUCCCGGCUACCGCUUUGCCACCAUCAACCUGCGCGGCCAAGUCAGCCGCGGCAUCAACUCCACCAUCGAGAUCUGGGGACGCUAAGUCUGGGAAUCUGGGAAUCUGCAAUAACCGAAUAAAACUCUAGCUUUGAUAUCAAAUGGAAUCGAAAAAAAACAUUUGUUUUUUAAUUAUAAUUGAUGUACUAGUACUAUAUCAUAAUCCCCCUUUCUAAAGUCCGCAAGACAUCAUUUGGUUUACUCUCCUAAGGUCCCUUGGUUUUAGAAAUGAUCUCUCGCUUUGCCUGCAAUAUACAAGGAGUAGCAAACAGGAGUUCGUUUUUAUCUGAACUCUUUGAGAUUAAAAACUUCAAAUUCGAAAGCAUUUUUCAAAAAUAUAUUGUGCACCUUGUUAUGUGGGUGCCCUAUCACUCUCCCUA
Molecule: messenger RNA, 718 nt
Organism: Drosophila kikkawai
Lineage: Eukaryota; Metazoa; Arthropoda; Insecta; Diptera; Drosophilidae
Product: probable salivary secreted peptide
Source: RefSeq, a predicted model, not a curated record